CUCAAGCUCAGUCAGAAGCAGUUGGCCUCCAUUACCCAGCCUAGCUCCUCGUCUGCCCCCAUUUCCAUCUCGAUCGGUCUCUGCAGCUACACCUCUGCAUAACUGCAUUGACGUCCAUGGAUACGGCCAAGUCCCUGAUCCUGUGCACAGUCCUUGCGGUGUGCCUCGCGCUCGCCGCCGCCGACUGGUCUCAGGGCACCGCCACGAACUACGGCGGUGCCGACGGCUCCGGCACCAUGGGUGGCGCGUGCGGGUACGGCAACCUGUACAACGCCGGGUACGGCAUCAACAACGCGGCGCUGAGCCAGACGCUCUUCAACGACGGCGCGUCCUGCGGCCAGUGCUACCUCAUCACCUGCGACGGGUCACGCUCGGGCGGCCAGUACUGCAAGCCCGGCAACAGCGUCACCGUGUCGGCCACCAACCUCUGCCCGCCCAACUACGGGCUUUCCAACGGCGGGUGGUGCGGCCCGGGGCGCCCCCACUUCGACAUGUCGCAGCCGGCGUUUGAGAACAUUGGCGUCUACCAGGCCGGCGUCAUCCCGGUGCUGUACCAGCAGGUCAAGUGCUGGCGCAGCGGCGGCGUGCGCUUCAGCCUCGCCGGCUCCAACUACUUCCUGCUCGUCAACAUCCAGAACCUCAGCGGCAGCGGCUCCGUGGGCGCCGCCUGGGUCAAGGGGGACAAGACGGGGUGGAUCCAGAUGUCCAGGAACUGGGGCGCCAACUGGCAGGCACAAGCAGGGCUCGUCGGCCAGGGGCUCAGCUUCGCCGUGACCAGCAGCGGCGGGCAGUACAUUCAGUUCAUCAACGUCGCACCGGCGUGGUGGAAGUUCGGCGAGACCUACACCACCAACCAGAACUUCUACUACUAACACCUGCAUUGCAAGAAGCAGAGCGCUUUGUUUCCUGAUCCGCCAUUUCUUGCAAUUCGGUCGAAUGGCAAGUGCGUGCGUGCUCCUGGUUUUUUACGGGAGCUAGCUCAACUUGCCAUUGCAUCCUUGGUGACCGCCUGACUAGCAUCUGCCCUAGGUGAUGCCCCGACUGCAAGAGGAGGUGCGCGCCAUGUAUAAUUUCAAAUUUCGACCUUAAUGUGUAUUUUAUUUAAUUUCUCUUAUAAUAGUUUCCUAAUGUUUUCAAAUAUUGUGUUAGUUGAGUCUUACAUAUAUACAUGUAAUCUAUACAGAUGAAUCAAUGGAUAUUCAUCAUAUUGUUGAGUCAACAAA
Molecule: messenger RNA, 1223 nt
Organism: Panicum virgatum (switchgrass)
Lineage: Eukaryota; Viridiplantae; Streptophyta; Magnoliopsida; Poales; Poaceae
Product: expansin-A31-like
Exons: 2
Coding region: 117-872 (251 amino acids)
Biological process (GO): plant-type cell wall organization
Cellular component (GO): extracellular region
Source: RefSeq, a predicted model, not a curated record